Molecule: messenger RNA, 798 nt
Organism: Salvia splendens (bonfire salvia)
Lineage: Eukaryota; Viridiplantae; Streptophyta; Magnoliopsida; Lamiales; Lamiaceae
Product: glutathione S-transferase T1-like
Exons: 5
Coding region: 171-470 (99 amino acids)
Source: RefSeq, a predicted model, not a curated record
UUUACUCUUCUAUAAUACAUUUUGUUCUUGUCUAUUCAUGAGAUGAACAUAUUUUCUUUUCAUAAAUUUGUUAUGGUAGAGCAAAUGGGAUAGAGUUUGAGGAGGUUAAGAUUGAUCUUGGCAAAGGCAAAGGCCAACACCUCUCUGCCGAAUAUGCAGCACUCAAUCCCAUGAAACAAGUUCCAGCUAUUGUACAUGGUGAUUUCAAGCUUUUUGAGAGGUACCCGGCAGAUAUACGCGAGAGAGCAAAGGUCCACGCAGUGCUAGAUUGGCAUCACACAAACCUGCGCCGUGGCUCUACAGCAGCGAAAGGCGAAAAACUUAUCUCAGCAUCUCUUGCAAGAAUAGAGUCAUUUUGGCUCCAAGAAGAUGGACCGUUUUUGCUUGGAAAUGCAAAGCCCACAAUUGCUGAUUUAGCUUUAGUAUGCAACUUGAGGCUGGAGAGAAGGAUGAUCGAGAUCGUAUUCUGAGUCCCCACAAGAGAGUAGUGAAGUGGAUGGAGGAUGUGAAGAUUGCAAGUGCACCUCAUUUUGAGGAAGUUGAUGCUAUAAUGGGUCCGGUGAGAGACAAACUAAAGCAAUGGAAGAUCCAAGCUAUUGAAAGCUCAAAAUGUAGUUUACUUCUUCAGGUGUAUCAUAAAAUAAUAAAUGAGGGAUGACAAUUAGUCUGCUUCUUCAAUUACUUGAACACUCAAACAAUUUGUAAUUUGAGAGACCAAAUACGCGUCUUUUUUAAAGAUGUGACACGUUCAUGGACGGAGGGAGGGAGUAAUAUUUAAUGAAUCCUCUUUGCGUAUUA